AAAAAGCGAAGCGAACAGAGAUUAUCGUCAGUGGCAGCUUUCACUUUCCCAGCAACAAGCGAUCAGUAUUUUCCGCAGUGGGUCAAGAAGAAUUAUUUAGUUCCAACAUGACUGGCCUUGUUUUCGUGUUUCUCCUUGUUGCUGUCUCGGCUCAAUUCCUCCCCAUCCAUCAGGGAGACUACGAGACGACCGUCAGCGGCUAUAGGUUUCAGUAUCAUGAUGAAUUUCACCUACUGAUGAUCAUGCACAGUCUGGACUGUUAUAUCGCUGAUGUCCCAGCCGGCUCCGACCUUGAGAAGACGCUCAGUAACGUCAUCUCCCGGAAAGCCUUCUAUGCUAAAGUCAUCCCUAUUAUCGAGGCCGGGAAAGACAUGACACUCACAGCGCUGGACAAGGUGCACUCCAAGUAUAGCGACAUGCUACUGAGGGCGCUCUGCUUUAGGAGCGAACUCUAUAACCUUGACGUGGGAAGCAUUGCCUGAACUGUCAACAACAUAAUAGUCACUAUGUCUCCCUUUGUUACAAGUUUUGAUAAAAUCAUUUAAUUAUUAAAA
This is a messenger RNA of Haliotis rufescens (red abalone), 554 nucleotides long. RefSeq lists its product as uncharacterized. The record is from RefSeq and is a predicted model, not a curated record. Lineage: Eukaryota; Metazoa; Mollusca; Gastropoda; Lepetellida; Haliotidae. The transcript is spliced from 4 exons. Bases 108 to 482 code for a protein of 124 amino acids.